AUGGCCCCCUCAGCCAUCGUCGAAUUUCCACCUGCCACCCAUGAUGGCCAAGUCCUUGAGAGCCUGUCCGAUGCCAUCGAUGAUGUGAACUGCAUCAAAUACGACUCUGAGGCCAAGUUUGACAGCGAGAAGGACAAGUCUCAGUUCCGUCAGUACGAAGAUGCCUGCGAUCGCGUCAAGAACUUCUACAGAGAGCAGCACAAGAAGCAGACUGUUGCUUAUAACCUGGCUGCUCGCAACCGUUUCAACAGCGCUUCCCGAGUUCGACCUGAAAUGACCGUCUGGCAGGCUAUCGAGAAGCUCAACACUCUGAUCGAUGAGUCCGACCCCGAUACCACCCUCUCUCAAAUUGAGCAUCUCCUCCAGUCUGCGGAGGCCAUUCGCCGCGACGGCAAGCCUCGUUGGAUGCAGCUGACCGGUCUCAUCCAUGACUUGGGUAAGCUGAUGCUUUUCUUUCCCGAGCUUGAGACCCAAGGUCAGUGGGAUGUAGUUGGAGACACAUUCCCGGUUGGCUGUGCUUUCGAUAAGCGCAUCAUUUUGCCCGAGACUUUUGAGGCCAACCCCGAUACCAAGGAUCCCAUCUACAACACCAAGUUCGGCAUCUACUCUCCCGGGUGCGGCCUUGACAACAUCAUGCUCAGCUGGGGCCACGACGAAUAUCUCUAUCACGUGGUCAAGGAUCAGUCUACUCUGCCUGAUGAGGCUCUCGCCAUGAUUCGCUAUCACUCGUUUUAUCCUUGGCACAGAGAGGGCGCCUAUCGUGAGCUUAUGUGCAAGAAAGACCACGCUAUGCUCAAGGCCGUACAAGCUUUCAACCCUUAUGACCUUUACAGCAAGAGCGACAAUGUCCCUUCUGUCGAAGAGCUUAAGCCUUACUACAUGGACUUGAUUAAUGAGUUCUUCCCUCAGAAGCUCAUCAAAUGGUAG
Metarhizium brunneum ARSEF 3297 is the source of this 927-nucleotide messenger RNA. RefSeq names its product Inositol oxygenase 1 (gene MIOX1). The record is from RefSeq and is a predicted model, not a curated record. Gene Ontology annotation, cellular component: cytoplasm. Gene Ontology annotation, biological process: inositol catabolic process. NCBI's taxonomy places the organism in Eukaryota, Fungi, Ascomycota, Sordariomycetes, Hypocreales, Clavicipitaceae. Gene Ontology annotation, molecular function: iron ion binding; inositol oxygenase activity.